This is a messenger RNA of Pichia kudriavzevii, 912 nucleotides long. RefSeq lists its product as uncharacterized. The coding region runs from base 1 to 912 and encodes 303 amino acids. Gene Ontology annotation, cellular component: checkpoint clamp complex; site of double-strand break. Lineage: Eukaryota; Fungi; Ascomycota; Pichiomycetes; Pichiales; Pichiaceae. The record is from RefSeq and is a predicted model, not a curated record. Gene Ontology annotation, biological process: mitotic intra-S DNA damage checkpoint signaling; telomere maintenance; meiotic DNA integrity checkpoint signaling. The transcript has a single exon.
AUGAAGCUAGCUUUGAGACUUGAUGAUGUGGGCAAUUUCAGACGAAUAUUAGGGUUCAUUGUCUCUGUGCGAAAACACUGCUAUUUUAAGUUUGGACAAGAAGAACUAACGAUACUUUCGUUGGAUUCCGAUGGGCCACUCAUAUCGUCUACAUUGACCAAGGCAAACUUCACUAGGUAUGAUGUUGUUUCGAAGAGUGACGUUAUUAUGCUUGAGCUAAAUAUUGAACCAUUUUAUCAGGUUUUGAGGAACUAUGAAAAGACACCCUCAACAUCUGAAUUAGUUGUCAAAUUACAAAGGAAAGAUGAGAACCCUAAUGCCAAUGGAAAUGACAGCACUAACAAAAGAAGAUCUGUUUUUCUUUCUUUAUCCUACAACGAGGAUAUUACUGUGAGCACCGAGAUUGUGCACAGCUUCACGAUUCCGAUCAACUUGGUACGAGGUCAGUUAGUUGAGCAUUUAGUGAUCCCUGAAAUUACAAAAUUACACCUGGUAGUUGACAUCCCACAUGAUUUGGGGCUCUUGUUUUCCAGGAUAGAGAGAUACAAGGCAACUGACAGUUUAAACAUUGUACUCAAUAAACUGGGAGAGAUCAAAGUGGAGUUACAAGAUGAAGCUAAAAGGAUGAGCAUCAAAUGGAAAGGCUAUCUUACAACCUUUUCGCCCGACGAUGUAGAUUCACAAGCUACCGGAGUUAACAAGCAAGACAGAGAUAAUGGAGAUUUGAAUAUGAUCAAAGAAACUACAGUAAAAGUCAGGUCCAAAUGGUGGAUCAACGCAUCAAAGCUCAUUGAGUUGGGUGAUGCCUUGCAAAUGUACAUUCACGAGGGUGGGUGUAUAUUAGAUUGCAAGUUGGAACAUGAUCGCAGUGCUUCAAUUAUAUACUGUAUACCAGGGAAACUGUUAGAAUAA